AUGGUUCUGCUGCGACAAGAAGGGCGCUUCUGUCGUGUGAGAGCAGUGGAGAGGCGGCGAGGCUUCAGCAGAAGAUGUGCUGGCGAGGCGUUCUUGAGUGCUGCUGGGCCGAUCAGGUCCAUCCCUGAGUCGAUUCAGUUGAGCAUUGCAAAGCUGAACACCGGUAACAGUUCGGCGCCCGUCACCAAUGCCCCAGGGCCCAGAAUUGUUACCGAUGGUGGUGUUUCUGCGCUCAACUCAACUGCUCCAGGGCUGUUCAGGAGUGUGAGCAUAGGGGCAGCGGAGUGGAGGCGGGGGAGUGAGGGAGCGGCCAGGGGUCUGAAGCAGAUCAGUGAGUGGCUGGAGCGACAGGAAGAGGAGGGAAUGGGCGGAAUGGGCGGAGUGAUGGGUGGUGUGGGUGGUGUGGGUGGUGUGGGUGGUGUGGGUGGUGGGGUGCAUGGGGCGCAUGGGGUGCAUGGGGUGCAUGGGGUGGGCGGGGCGCAAGGAACAGCUGGGAGUGUGGUUGAGUCUGUCCCUGUCAUUCACACGUCCAUUACUUCCACUCACAGCGUGGUUCGCCUCACCCCCUCUCUUCAGGAGCCCUCUCAGCGGCACUUCUGGAGAAACCUGCCUCUCGCCCUUCCGACUGCCCCUGCAGCAGCAGCAGCAGCAGCAGCAGCAGCAGCAGUAGGAGCAGCAGGAGCAGCAGCAACAGCAGCAGCAGCAGCAGCAUCAGAAACAGCAGGAGGAGCAGGGGCAGUAGUGCUCAUCUCACAGGACAUUGAUACAGCAUCUGCAUCAUCAUCGUCAGCAGCAGCAGCAGCAGCAGCACAGCAGUAG
Closterium sp. Yama58-4 is the source of this 819-nucleotide messenger RNA. The record is from the annotation of a GenBank genome assembly. NCBI's taxonomy places the organism in Eukaryota, Viridiplantae, Streptophyta, Zygnematophyceae, Desmidiales, Closteriaceae.